Messenger RNA from Tribolium castaneum (red flour beetle), 1800 nucleotides. Its product is annotated as SET and MYND domain-containing protein 4. Gene Ontology annotation, molecular function: protein binding. The transcript is spliced from 3 exons. The record is from RefSeq and is a predicted model, not a curated record. Lineage: Eukaryota; Metazoa; Arthropoda; Insecta; Coleoptera; Tenebrionidae. Bases 142 to 1773 code for a protein of 543 amino acids.
AACCGAUCCGUCAAAGUGGCAGCGCCUACUUGCUUGUGUGAGUGAUCUAUUUUAGUUUCGUGCCCCGUGUUUGAAUUAAUAUUCCCUCAAAAUUCAACCCAACAACACAAUUAUUUAUUAUUAAGAAUUCAUAAAUAAAAUAUGUGCGAAAAAUCCGAUGAAAACCGUUGUAACUUGACCAACAUCCUCAUGCAAUUGCGGCGGCACCUAUCGGUAAACCAUAACGUUGCGGCCUUGUCACAACGUUUCGGCGCUCUAAAUUCGAAUUUGGAACGUGUUAAUUUUGUCGAAGAAUUGAUAAAAUCAGCGGAAAUCACUAUCGAGUUGCAAAAAGACGUGAAAAAUGAUGAAAUUGCGACGAAAUAUCGCGAGAAAGGUAACGAAAUGUAUAAAAAAAGAAAACUGAAAGAAGCGUGGGAAUUUUACACGAAAAGUGUGUGUUUUGCGGAGGAAAAUAGCCCGAAUUUGGGCUUAGCGUACGCGAACCGAUCAGCAGUUUUGUUUGAAUUGAAUUUGCACAAGCAAUGUUUAAAGGAUAUUAAACGCGCCUUGAAUCACAAUUAUCCCGAACAUCUCAAAUCGAAACUAUUUGUAAGGGAAAAAAAUUCGAAGAAUACCGCAAUUGAGGAGACUUGUCCACAUGAAGCGAUUCCAAUUGUCACAAACAACAAUCCGAAUAUUCAAAGCGCUAGCGCUUGUAUUGCCGUACGAGAAGAGGAAAAUUGGGGACGUUUUGUGGUGGCUACUAGAGACAUUAAAGUCGGGGAAGUACUCGCUGUAGAAAAACCAUUGGUUACCCUUGUUGUCAACGAAUUGUCAAAUCAUUGCCACGAAUGCGUUUCCUUGUGUUACAAUUUAAUUCCUUGCAAAACUUGCACCCAGGCUAUGUAUUGUAGCGAAAGUUGUCGCGAUUAUGCUUUUGAUAUGUAUCACAAGUACGAAUGUUCAAUACUUGCAACGCUGCGAUUUUUACAAUUCGAUAAACUCAAAUUAUUCGCUUUAAAAAUCUCACUUCAGUACAACGACUUGGGGGAAACCUCUGAUUUGUUGUACCGUUCGGAUCGCUACAGAGAGAUUCACAAUUUAGUGACAAACACGACAAAACGGUCCGUUCCAGAUUUAUUCGAAAGGGCCACAGCUGCGGCUUUGAUUUAUGACUUGGUCAAGACUCAUACGAAUUUUUUUAGCGCCUUCAAUCAAAAUAAUUUUAAAGAAAUUUUACUGUUGCAUAUGCAAACCGGUCCUUCUAAUUUUCACGAAAUCGUCGAACUCGUACCUAAUUCGAGAGGUAUUUACGAACCUGAAGAAAUCGCAAGCGGUGCAUUUGCAUUUUUGAGUCUUUUGAAUCACUCUUGUUGCCCCAAUGUGGCCCGAUUCUCCUACGGUUCUACUCUAGUGCUCAGAGCGAUCCAAAAUAUUCAAGAAGGGGAGCAAUGUUUUGAUAAUUACGGGUAUCACUUCGCUUUGAUGGAUAAAAGCGAGCGCAAAAAACACCUUCAAAGUCAGUAUUACUUCAACUGCGUUUGUCAGGCUUGUGAGAAAAAUUGGCCGUUGUUUGACUCUUUGCCCUCUUUUAACAGUCAUGAAAUUGAAGACUCUGUCUUUUUAAAAUUAUCAUCGGGUGAUGUUGAGACUGCUGUGACUGUUGCGGGGGAUUUAUGCACCAAAUUGGGGGAAUUACAGAAGUUGCAACCGUGCAAAGACUUUUGCCAACUGCAGGAAAUCGUAAAACAAUGUUUUGUUGUGAUGGGCAAUAAGAGAAAAAUAUUUUGAAGUGCUAAUAAAUGAUUUGGUGUUUUA